AUGGCCCAGCGCCGCGCUCGCUCGCUCACGGGAUGUGUUGAGGCAGGUGCGAAGCACGGCCUCUCGUCCAAUGCUUCGCAAGCUCUCUCGUCCGAGGACAUUGACGUCUCAAAGCUUCGCAAGCUCUUCGCCUCGCUCGAUACCGACGGCUCGGGCUCCAUCACCGCGGGCGAGAUGCGCUCCGCCCUGACCAAGAUGGGCGCCGACCCCGCGGCGGCAGACGACGAGUUUGCAAAAGCCGCGCAGCGGGGAGCCGAGAUAGUGGCACUCGCCAAGAAGGUGCAGGGCUACGGCGGCGCAGACGCGAGGUCGGUCCAUUCCUACGCCGAGGAGGAGUGCAAGGCGUUUUCUGACUUCAUCAACGCAAGGCUCGCCGACGACGAGAGCCUGUCCCACCUCCUGCCGAUUGCGACGGCAGAUGGCCUCUUCUCUGCCGUCUCCGACGGCAUGCUGCUGUGCAGGCUGCUCAACGAGGCGGCGCCGGGCGCAAUCGAUGAGCGCGCCGUCAACCGUAUCUCUCCAUCCAAGCCGAGCCGCUUCCACGUGACCGAGAAUCAGAAUCUGGCCAUCAGCGCGGCCAAGGGCAGCGGCAUCAAGGUCGUCAACGUCGGGGCUGAGGACAUCAUCGAGGGCCAGCCGCACCUCAUCCUAGGGCUCGUCUGGCAGAUGGUCAAGAUGGCGCUCCUCUCGAAGAUCAACCUGCGCUCGAACCCGUUCCUCAUCAGGCUCGCCUCCCUGCUGCUCCUCGAGGGCGAGACGCUCGAGGACCUGCUCAAGCUGCCGCCCGAGCAGCUGCUCAUGCGCUGGGUCAACUACCACCUCGCUCAGUCGAGCUGCAGCCGCCGGCUCCGCAACUUUGGGUCCGACGUCGCCGACUCGGAGAUCUAUGCGCACCUGCUGCAGCAGAUCGACCCCGGCAGGCGUGUGAGCGCUGCCGACGUGAUGCGCCUCGGCGACAAGACCGCGCGCGCGCAGCAGGUUGUCUCCGCCGGCCGCCGACUCGGCUCCGACUUCAGCAUCCGGCCCAAGGACAUCGUGUCCGCCAACGAGAAGCUCAACCUCGCCUUUGUGGCGGGGCUCUUCAACGCGUGCCCUGCCCUGGAGCCGCUCGACGAGGAGGAGCUCAAGCUCUUUGACGAGCUCGAAGACGACGACGUCGGCGACUCGCGCGAGGAGCGCGCCUUCCGCCUGUGGAUCAACUCGCUGGGCAUCGACGGCGUGUACGUGGACAACCUGUACGACGGCGUCCGCGACGGGCUCGUGCUGCUCUCGGUGAUGGACCACGUGCAGCCUGGCGUCGUCGAGUGGUCCAAGGUGAACCGCAAGCCGGGGAUGGUCUUCAAGCAGGUCGAGAAUGUCAACUACGCCAUCGCGAUCGGCAAGGGCGAAUUCAAGUUCUCCCUCGUCGGCGUCGCCGGCUCCGACAUCGCAGUGGACGGCAGCAAGAAGCUCUCGCUCGCCCUCAUCUGGCAGCUGAUGCGCGCCCACCUCGUCUCCUUCCUCGCCACGCUCAAGAGCAAGACGCCCCGCUCGACCGACUCGGCGAUGGUGCGGUGGGCCAACGAGACGGUCGAGGCCGCCGGCUACGCCUCGCGCAUGAAGGACUUUGGCGACAAGAGCCUGGCCGACGGCCUGUUCCUGCUGGACCUGCUCACGGCGGUGGAGCGGCGUUGCGUCAACCGCGACCUUCUCGCCGACGGCGCCACCGACGAGUCGCGGCUGCUCAACGCAAAGUACGCGAUCGCGUGCGCCCGCAAGCUGGGCUGUGCGCUCUUCUGCUUGCCCGAGGACCUCGUCGAGGUGCGCCCCAAGAUGGUGAUGUCAUUCGUGGCUUCCGUGAUGGCAUUCGCGGGCGCGUGACGCCUUGUGCGACGCACUUGGCGCGCCCCGACUGUGAGAGAGCAGGGCGCAGGGGCGCACUCGAGACGACCCACAGUCCACCGCGUCCCCCAACCGCUGCGUAGAGACGCUCACCGGAGCCGCACACCGGCGAGAGAGAGAGCCGAGGCCGCACGGGACGGCCCCGCCCUUCGCAGAGAGUGAUCCCUCAAAUUCCACCUGUGCGAUCUCGCGACCUCGCCGCGAUCCGCCCGCUGCGCGCCGGCCUCGAGUGCUGAGAGGAUUGUAUAUCUUUCACUGUUUCUGUUUCACAGAGGCAUGUGUGCAAAACGUCACAGAGCAAAUCAGACAACACUAUGGUUCAACGCCCGCUUUACGUGCGCUCUUCACCUCUGUGCAACUCCCCAACAGCCUCUGCCCUCUCUGGGCGAGAGCGUCUCGCCUCUAGAUUGCGGCGCCGGUACCAAGCUCUGCCCGUCGGUCGUCGCUUCUCUCCACCUUGCUCUCCCCCGUCGCAGACUCCCGCGGUCUCGUCCCUCAUCGAGGGCGCUCCCAGCUCUCUGUCCGUCCGCUCGCAGCCGCAGCCGACCGUCCUCAGUAGUACACGCUGUCUUUGUCCUUGGCCAUGCGCGGCCCCGACCGAAACCACCCCUUCUUGAACUUGACCUCGCUCACGGGCGGCGGCGGCGGCGGCGGCGGGCCCUGGCCCAUGGCCCUCGCCGGCCGCCACUCCUCUGCGCGCGCAGACGAGAAGCGCGACUGUGGCGAUACGUUGCGCACUGCUCCGGCGGCGGGCGAAGCGACGGCGGUGGGCGAGGCGCCGCCGUCGCGGAGCAGGAGCUCGACGGCCGCCUCGACGCUCCCCGUCGACGCGAGCGCCGCCUCGAUCCGCUCGGCGCGCACCUCCGGGAACAUGGCGCAGAGCACUUGCUUUUGGUGCGCGGCCUCGGCGGCGCCGGGUGCCCCAACCACCGGGGCCGAGGAGCUGCGAACGGCGGACGCCGGCGCGGAGACCGGACGUGCCUCGUGGCCGCGCGCGGUGGCGGGAGGGCGCGGCGCGGCGGCGGCGGCGGAGACGGUCGCCGCCCAGUCCGCGGCGCGCGUCUGCAUGAGGUGCGGUGCCGUGGGCUGGCCGGCGGGCGUGGGAGGGAAGUAGUUGGCGCCCGGCGCCUGUCCCGUGGAGGCCGCGGGGGCGGCGGGGGUCGCCACUGCCUGCGGCGGGGCUCGGGUGGCGACGGCUUGC
Molecule: messenger RNA, 3082 nt
Organism: Emiliania huxleyi CCMP1516
Lineage: Eukaryota; Haptophyta; Isochrysidales; Noelaerhabdaceae
Exons: 9
Coding region: 1-1860 (619 amino acids)
Biological process (GO): actin filament network formation; actin filament bundle assembly
Cellular component (GO): actin filament; actin filament bundle; cytoplasm
Molecular function (GO): actin filament binding; calcium ion binding
Source: RefSeq, a predicted model, not a curated record